UCCUCCUGGCGUGCAGAGGAUGCCAAUGGAGUCAGUGGACGAAGAGGGACUGCCCAAGAACCCGGACCUCCAGCUCGUGCAGUGGCGGUUUCUUCUCUCCGCAGACGACUCGGUGGGCGUCAAUAAGAAUGCCAUCUGGGACCAGCUUCUGGAGGCCAUAAAGGAGAACGACAUGGCUCCGUUCUAUGAGUCAGUGUGUGCCGAGACUGGGUGGACGGUGGACCCUGACCUCUUGGCUCAGCUGAAGUCGGCCAACGAGAAGAAGCUGGUGUCUCUGGAGGAGGCCAUUGAGGACAGCGAGAAGAACUUUGGGGAGACGGAGCAGAAGGAGGCUCUCCAGGCCAAGGCUGAAUACCUCUGCCGAGCCGGACACAAGGAAGCAGCUGAAAGUGCGUUCAGAGCGACGUUUGAAAAGACCGUUGGUCUUGGCUACAGAAUGGACCUGGUCUUCUACCUCAUACGACUUGGUCUGUUCUACAUGGACCACGACCUCAUCACUCGCAACAUUCAGAAAGCCAAGCUGCUGGUGGAGGAGGGCGGGGACUGGGACCGCAGGAACCGGCUCAAGACCUACGAAGGUCUCUACGCCAUGUCCAUCAGAGACUUUGGCAGGGCUGCCACUUGUUUCUUUGAUACCAUGGCAACGUUUACCUCCACUGAGUUGAUGGACUACCAGACGUUUGUAAAAUAUGCCUGUUUCUGCUGUUUGGUGGCAUUGGACCGCAGCGACGUGAAGAGCAAGAUAAUAGAGGGAGCCGACAUCCUGGAGGUGCUCCAUGGCUACCCAGAGCUGAGAGAGUUUGUCUUGUCUCUCUACAACUGCCAGUACGACAAGUUCUUCCGAACACUCAUUUGGUUGGAGCAGGAGUUUCUGAAGGACAGAUAUCUGGCGGCCCAUACUCGAUACUACAUCCGCCAGAUGCGAGUGAAGGCCUACACCCAGUUACUGGAGUCGUAUCGCUCGCUGUCUCUCUCACACAUGGCAGCAACGUUCGGGGUGUCAGUCCAGUUCAUCGACAGAGAGCUGUCCCAGUUCAUCUCUGCCGGGAGGCUCCACUGUAAGAUAGACAAGGUUGGGGGUGUGGUGGUUACCAUGAGGCCCGAUAGCAAGAACUUUCAGUAUCAGUCUACCAUCAAGCAGGGAGAUUUGCUGUUGAACAGAGUACAGAAGUUGAGUCGAGUCAUUCACACUUGACCUGCUAUAUACAAGCCAACCUGACCUCAUACCCUACUACUAUUAGGAGUCACUUUAGCUCUAGGCUUUGCCUGUGUGCCAGGCCCCAAGUGCCCCUCAUUUAUCAGACACACUCUAUCAUUAUUUUGAAAAUACUUGUGGAAAUGAAAUAAAAAAUUGUGUGAGAAUGCAGUGUUAGGUUGGUGAGGUGGAUCUUUAUUUUUUCCCGUCAGAUGAUUUGAAACUGCCUGAGGUGGCCAUGAGGUUCUCGAUAUACUGGUUCAGAAC
Messenger RNA from Geodia barretti, 1462 nucleotides. The record is from the annotation of a GenBank genome assembly. Lineage: Eukaryota; Metazoa; Porifera; Demospongiae; Tetractinellida; Geodiidae.